UGCCUGUCACCAUGGGGAUGCUGGUGCCUACUGCUCUAGCUGCUCGGCUGCUAAGCCUGUUCCAGCAGCAACUGGGUUCCCUCUGGAGUGGCCUGGCCAUCCUGUUCUGCUGGCUGAGAAUAGCAUUGAGGUGGCUAGAUCCCGGGAAGGAACAGCCACAGGUUCGGGAUGAGCCCAAGGAGACCCAGGAGACCCAGGAAGAUGUGAACAGUACUCAGCCCACAACCCCCGUCAGUGUCAACUACCACUUCACUCGUCAGUGCAACUACAAAUGUGGCUUCUGCUUCCACACAGCCAAGACAUCCUUCGUGCUGCCCCUGGAGGAGGCCAAGCGAGGACUGCUUCUGCUCAAACAGGCUGGUUUAGAGAAGAUCAACUUUUCUGGAGGAGAACCCUUCCUACAGGACAGGGGUGAAUACUUGGGCAAGCUUGUGAGAUUCUGCAAGGAGGAGCUAGCCCUGCCCUCUGUGAGCAUAGUGAGCAAUGGCAGCCUUAUCCGGGAGAGAUGGUUCAAGGACUACGGGGACUAUUUGGACAUUCUUGCUAUCUCCUGUGACAGCUUCGAUGAGCAGGUUAAUGUUCUGAUUGGUCGUGGUCAAGGAAAAAAGAACCAUGUGGAGAACCUCCAAAAGCUGAGGAGGUGGUGCAGGGACUACAAGGUGGCUUUCAAGAUCAACUCCGUCAUUAAUCGCUUCAACGUCGACGAAGACAUGAAUGAACACAUCAAGGCUCUGAGCCCUGUGCGCUGGAAGGUUUUCCAGUGCCUCCUAAUUGAGGGCGAGAACUCAGGAGAAGAUGCCCUGAGGGAGGCAGAAAGAUUUCUUAUAAGCAACGAAGAAUUUGAAGCAUUCUUGGAGCGUCACAAAGAGCUGUCCUGUUUGGUGCCUGAAUCUAACCAGAAGAUGAAAGACUCAUACCUUAUUCUGGAUGAAUAUAUGCGCUUUCUGAACUGUACCGGUGGCCGGAAGGACCCUUCCAGGUCUAUUCUGGAUGUUGGUGUGGAAGAAGCGAUAAAAUUCAGUGGAUUUGAUGAGAAGAUGUUUCUGAAGCGUGGCGGGAAGUAUGUAUGGAGUAAAGCUGACCUGAAACUGGACUGGUGAGGCUGAGACGGAAAGGAAACUCUGACCAGCGACGGGGAAGUGCGCGCGCAGCUAUCCUUCACCAAGCUACGUCUUCUGGCUGUCUACGGACUGCUGUUAUUGAGAAUACAGUCUGUUUGUUUGCUUUUUUUCUUUCAGUUUGACUGAACUAAAAAGGGAGUAAAAUUAUUCUGUGACCGCUUAUGCAGCAGAUAAUCGUGCUCCACAGGGAUAGCGUUCGGUUCGCAGAGGAGCAAGGUCCAGUGAUCCCAAAGAACCGACAUUUCAUUUGUAUUUGAAUUUUUAUGUGGAUUUUACUGUGAAUCCCACAUUUCCUUUCCCCUUUUUGUUCCUCUUGAGAAACUGGGCUAUUUUCUGCUAACUCUGCCAGUUUUGUCAACAGGAAACUUCACGAAGCACACCCUCCAGCUACCGCUGACGAUUCUAAUGCGUUUCUGGUUUUUCAAUCUUGGACUUGUUACUAAGAAGUGUAGAGUCAAGACGAAUCUCACAGAGCCUUACGUGAGACCCUUCCUCUUAGGGACAGAGAUUUCCUAGAACAGGCUGUUCACGGUCCCAGCUCCUGAUGCUGCUGCUGCAAGAUGGCUGUUCUAUGCUGCACCCGUUCCUUCAAGGUUCUUGACAAAGCCAAGAUACGCUUUACCUCCCAGGGCAUGGCCAUGAGGAUGGCACUUCUGCAGCUGCAACUGCCCUGGCAUUGAGGCUGCCUGAGUCUGUCAGGAUGAAAGGUUGUCACACUUUUCUGAAAAGCUCCCAGGUCUGUGGCACAUCCAGAAGAGUCAUAGAGGGAAUGGACAGGAAGGAGUCUUUCAGGAAUAUAAAACGUGGCGACUGUCUUGGUAUAAACGUGCCUGUGGUUCCUUAGCAUAUUUUUCAAGAAACUCUGAAUCCUGACCUAGUCUAGAUCAACAUGAGAAAAAAAAAAAAAAAAAAA
Mus pahari (shrew mouse) is the source of this 2034-nucleotide messenger RNA. It is a transcript of the gene Rsad2, whose product is annotated as radical S-adenosyl methionine domain containing 2. Gene Ontology annotation, cellular component: mitochondrion; endoplasmic reticulum; lipid droplet. Gene Ontology annotation, molecular function: 4 iron, 4 sulfur cluster binding; catalytic activity. Gene Ontology annotation, biological process: positive regulation of immune response; defense response to virus. Bases 12 to 1100 code for a protein of 362 amino acids. The transcript has 6 exons. NCBI's taxonomy places the organism in Eukaryota, Metazoa, Chordata, Mammalia, Rodentia, Muridae. The record is from RefSeq and is a predicted model, not a curated record.